UUUUUAAAUCUGAAACCAAAACAGAGUCGCCGUCUCUCUACUAAAAAUUCUGUGAGAGUUGUUUUGUAUAUUCAUAUUGCUGCUGCAAUUGUCAGCGUUCGUGAGUUGGUGGUGACGAUUGGUCACGUCUCUUCGUGUUUUUCAUCUCUCUCUGGAUCACUUUGGUAUUCAUUCGAUCGGUAGCACCGUUUCACUCUCUUUAUAUUCUCAUAUGGCCCUUCACCACCAAUACCCCUCACUCCUCUUCUCCAAAGGAAACGGCCAGGGAAACCUUCUAACAAACCUUCCAUUGCACCCACACCCGUUUGCAACUCUCAUUCACUCUGCGAUGUUCCUCAACAAUGGAGUGGCAAUCAAUUCUCGCAAGAGGAGGAGAGAAGUUGCCGAUACUGAAUUAUCUCUAGCACCCACUAACCUCUUCUCUCUACAACCACCACCACCACCAACACCGUCACCACAACCAGCACCACAGAAGAUGUGUACGCCAUUGUCAUUGCCAUUCUUGUCCUUCACAUCCAUGUUGACUGAAGAUCGCACUGCCCAAAUCGUAGAACAGAGUGACCAAAUCGACGAAAUCAUCAAAACCCAUGCUGACCAGUUGCGGCGCACGUUAGCGGACAAGUGGCAGAGGCACUACAGUACGCUCAUAUACGCAGCGGAAGAGAGAGCGUCGAAGAGGCUGAAAGAGAGAGAACUUGAGUGCGAACUGGCGGUGCGAAGGAACGCAGAGUUGGAACAGAGGGCGGCGCAGUAUAGCGAGGAGGCGCAUGUUUGGCAGGCAAAGGCGAGGAAGUUGGAGGAGACAGCGGCGUCGUUGAGGGCGGCGCUGAGGCAGCAGGCUAAUGUGCACGGAGGGGGAGGAGGGAGUAGGCAAGGAUGCACCGGGUGCGGAGGAGGAGUGGCGGAGGACGCUGAAUCAUCGUACGUGGACCCGGACCGAGUUGAACCGGUGAGCAUGGCAUGUAAAGCGUGUGGGAAGAGAGUAGCGACGGUGAUGAUGUGGCCGUGUCGGCACGUGUGUGUUUGUAGGAGAUGUGAAGCCGUUACUAAAGUAUGCCCUGUUUGCCUCUCUCUUAAAACCGCCAGCCUUGAAGUCUUUCUGUCCUAGGCCCCACCACCAUCUGUUUAUUUCUCACACAUUUUUUUUUUUUUUUUUUUUAAAAAAAUUUGGUUUCUGGUUGUAUUUUGG
Molecule: messenger RNA, 1189 nt
Organism: Camellia sinensis
Lineage: Eukaryota; Viridiplantae; Streptophyta; Magnoliopsida; Ericales; Theaceae
Product: BOI-related E3 ubiquitin-protein ligase 1-like
Molecular function (GO): ubiquitin-protein transferase activity
Source: RefSeq, a predicted model, not a curated record